CUCAUUUUGGAAGGGAUUCAGUCGGCCAUCGCAGAUACACCGACAGCUUCGCUCUGGGAAGCGGCCGUUCACCUGCUCAUUGUGUGUGAAGAGACUCAUUCAGUUAACCCACCUUGUGAUGCUCCGGUUAAAAAUGACAAGGAAUUUGUCUACGGGAAUCUCAAACACAACAUGCCAGUUUUGCUGUCUCUGUCCAGAUAUUUAAGAGAGGAGCAAGGGAUUCACUCAAUCAUCCUUCCUGCUCAGACUGUGGGGAAGGAUUCACUCAAUCAUCUGACCGACUGGUGUGCCCGUCAUUUGCUGGGACACUGGGAAUUGAUUUAGUCAGUCAUUUCAACUGAAGGUACAUCAGCAAGUUCACACUGGGCAAGGCCAUUCAUCUGUUCUGUGGUUGAGAAGGCAUUCAGUUGGUCAUACCACCUGUGGAUACACUGGUCAGUUCUCUCUAUGCAGAGGCUUGACAUCUGCUGAAUUUUUGGGGAAGGAUUCACUCGGUCAUCUGACCUAAUGGCUCACCAGCGAGUUCACACUAGGGAGCGGCCGUUCACCUGCUCAGUCUGUGGGAAGGGAUUCACUAAAUCAUCUCACCUGCUGAGACACCAGUCAGUUCACACUGGAGAGAGGCCGUUCACCUGCUCAGACUGUGGUAAGGGGUACAUUUGCUCAUCCCAACUGAAGGUACAUCAGCGAGUUCACACCGGGGAGAGGCCGUUCACCUGCUCAGACUGUGGGAAGGGAUUCACUCAGUCAUCCGACCUACUGGCACACCAGUCAGUUCAUACUGGAGAGAGGCGAUUCACCUGCUCAGAGUGUGGGAAGGGAUUCACUUGCUCAUCUCACCUAUUGAGACACCAGUCAGUUCACCCUGGAGAGAGGCCAUUCACUUGCUUAGACUGUGGGAAGGGAUUCACUUGUUCAUCUCAUCUACUGAGACACCAGUCAGUUCACACUGGAGAGCGCCCGUUCACCUGCUCAGACUGUGGGAAGGGGUUCACUUGCUCAUCCGAGCUGAAGGUACAUCAGCGAGUUCACACUGGGGAGAGGCCAUUCACCUGUUCAAACUGCGGGAAGGCAUUCAAUCAGUCAUCUGAACUGAAGGUACAUCAGCGAAUUCACACUGGUGAGAGGCCAUUCACCUGUUCAGACUGUGGGAAGGGAUUCACUUGCUCAUCCCAACUGAAGGUACAUGAGCGAGUUCACACUGGGGAGAGGCCAUUCACCUGCUCUGAUUGUGGGAAGGGAUUCACUUUCUCAUACAAACUGAAGGUACAUCAGCGAGGUCACACUGGGGAGCGGCCGUUCAUCUGCUCAGACUGUGGGAAGGGAUUCACUUGCUCAUCCCGACUGAAGGUACAUCAGCGAAUUCACACUGGGGAGAGGCCGUUCACCUGCUCAGAGUGUGGGAAGGGAUUCACUCAGUCAUCUGAACUGAAGGUACAUCAGCGAGUUCACACUGGAGAGAGGCCGUUCACCUGCUCAGUGUGUGGGAAGGGAUUCACUCAAUCAUUUAAACUGAAGGUACAUCAGAGAGUUCACACUGGAGAAAGGCCAUUCACUUGCUCAGACUGUGGGAAGGGAUUCACUCAGUCAUCCAUCCUAAUGGCUCACCAGCAAGUUCACAGUGGGGAGCAGCCGUUCACCUGCUCAGACUGUGGAAAGGGAUUCACUCGGUCAUCCCAACUGAAGGUACAUCAGAGAGUUCACACUGGGGAGAGGCGGUUCACCUGUUCAACUAUGGGAAGGGAUGCACUCAGUCAUCCAUCCUAAUGGCACGCCAACGAGUUCACAGUGGGGAGCGGCCGUUCACCUGCUAAAACUGCAGGAAGGGAUUCAAUCAGUCAUCUGAACUGAAGGUACAUCAGCGAAUUCACACUGGGGAGUGGCCGUUCACCUGCUCAGACUGUGGAAAGGGAUUCACUCGAUCAUCUGAACUGAAGGUACAUCAGUGAGUUCACACUGGGGAGAGGCCGUUCACAUGUGCAGUGUAUGGGAAGGGAUUCACUCAGUCAUAUAAACUGAAGGUACAUCAGAGAGUUCACACUGGAGAGAGGCCAUUCACCUGCUCAGACUGUGGGAAGGGAUUCACUCAGUCAUCCAUCUUAAUAGCACACCAUCGAGUUCACAGUGGGGAGAGGCCGUUCACCUGCUGCGAAUGUGGGAAUGUAUUCACUCAGUCAUCUAAGCUCAUGUAACUCUCGCUUCAGCUAGCAGCUUAAAAUACGGGGUGAUAGCCCCCAACUCAGCCCGGUCAAACUUAAGAAAUCUCGUUUGGGUGGAUGCUGCUUGAGGUGUCCCCGUUACAAAUUAGUAUGCUGAAAUAACAAACAGUAAACAAUAUGUGAUUAAAUGAUUGAGCUUUAUAAUUCUUACUUUGACCAUUGCAUUAGUAAGGAAAAUUUAAAAAAAGAAAAAGUGCU
This is a messenger RNA of Hypanus sabinus (Atlantic stingray), 2417 nucleotides long. Its product is annotated as zinc finger protein 229-like. NCBI's taxonomy places the organism in Eukaryota, Metazoa, Chordata, Chondrichthyes, Myliobatiformes, Dasyatidae. Gene Ontology annotation, biological process: regulation of transcription by RNA polymerase II. The transcript is spliced from 2 exons. The record is from RefSeq and is a predicted model, not a curated record. Gene Ontology annotation, molecular function: RNA polymerase II cis-regulatory region sequence-specific DNA binding; DNA-binding transcription factor activity. Bases 508 to 1767 code for a protein of 419 amino acids.